Molecule: messenger RNA, 895 nt
Organism: Chinchilla lanigera (long-tailed chinchilla)
Lineage: Eukaryota; Metazoa; Chordata; Mammalia; Rodentia; Chinchillidae
Gene: Pam16
Product: presequence translocase-associated motor 16 homolog (S. cerevisiae)
Exons: 5
Coding region: 164-607 (147 amino acids)
Biological process (GO): protein import into mitochondrial matrix
Cellular component (GO): TIM23 mitochondrial import inner membrane translocase complex
Source: RefSeq, a predicted model, not a curated record
CGGCCGUGCCGGGUCCUGGGACCAUGACAACGCGCAUGCCCAGCACGGCCUGGCGCACGCGCUGUCUGACGCCUUUCUUAACCUCUGACCUGCCGAUCGCCCUUGAGCCGGGGCCGAGGGUCCAGAGAGCCCAAGCCGGUGCCCAGGAGGCACAGCAGUCGCCAUGGCCAAGUACCUGGCCCAGAUCAUUGUGAUGGGCGCACAGGUGGUGGGUAGAGCCUUUGCUCGAGCCUUGCGGCAGGAAUUUGCAGCCAGCCGAGCAGCAGCUGACGCCCGGGGACGUGCCGGACACCAGUCUGCAGCUGCAUCCAACCUCUCCGGCCUCAGCCUCCAGGAGGCCCAGCAGAUUCUCAACAUCUCCAAGCUGAGUGCAGAGGAGAUCCAGAAGAACUAUGAACACCUGUUUAAAGUGAAUGAUAAAUCCGUGGGUGGCUCCUUCUACUUGCAGUCAAAGGCACAGCAGCUGCAUGUAGCGACUUGGCAGGCCUUUCUUUCCCUGUGCCUCAGCCUCGGUGAGCCCCUUCCAAACUGCCACUCCCUGUGGCUGCCCCAGUUCUGCAGUGCUCAGCUGAGGGAACAGUGGCCCUCCCAGCAGCUGGGACCUUGAAGGAACAGGAGCAACCACUGGGAGUGUAGAGACCCGCACUGUGCCUGCGGAAGUACAGAUGCCCAGUGCCGGGCUCCCCUGGAGGAAGUGCUGUAACAGACUGCCCCUUACCCUGGGACACUGCUACUGUUGAUCUUAGCCAGAAGGCAGAGAAGCAAUCCCCUGGGACACUGCUAAAGGAGGUGUUCAUACCCCACCUACUGCCCUCCAAGGAAGGAAGGGAAGAGGCCAGCCGUGCAGCCAAGAGGCAAGGGGCAGAGGUUCUGCCAGAGCCUGAUCUCCUGACUU